Molecule: messenger RNA, 3431 nt
Organism: Anopheles cruzii
Lineage: Eukaryota; Metazoa; Arthropoda; Insecta; Diptera; Culicidae
Gene: AP-2alpha
Product: AP-2 complex subunit alpha
Exons: 7
Coding region: 1-2802 (933 amino acids)
Biological process (GO): clathrin-dependent endocytosis; intracellular protein transport
Cellular component (GO): membrane coat; AP-2 adaptor complex
Molecular function (GO): clathrin-cargo adaptor activity
Source: RefSeq, a predicted model, not a curated record
AUGGCUCCGGUACGCGGAGACGGAAUGCGCGGUUUGGCGGUGUUUAUAUCGGACAUUCGAAACUGCAAAAGCAAAGAGGCCGAAAUCAAGCGAAUCAAUAAAGAGCUGGCCAAUAUUCGGAGUAAAUUCAAAGGCGACAAAACGCUGGACGGAUACCAGAAGAAGAAGUACGUCUGCAAGCUGCUGUUCAUCUUUCUGCUGGGCCAUGAUAUCGACUUUGGUCACAUGGAGGCGGUCAAUCUGCUUUCCUCGAACAAAUACUCGGAGAAACAAAUUGGCUACCUUUUCAUCUCCGUGCUGGUGAACACGAACAGUGAUUUGAUCAAGCUCAUCAUCCAAAGCAUCAAGAAUGAUCUGCAGUCGCGCAAUCCGAUCCACGUCAAUCUGGCGCUUCAGUGCAUCGCCAACAUCGGCAGCCCGGACAUGGCGGAAGCGUUUACGAACGAAAUCCCGAAGCUGCUCGUGUCCGGCGACACGAUGGACGUGGUGAAACAGUCGGCGGCCCUCUGCCUGCUCCGGCUGUUCCGCACUUGCCCGGAGAUCAUACCCGGGGGCGAGUGGACCAGUCGCAUCAUUCAUCUGCUGAACGAUCAGCACAUGGGAGUGGUAACGGCCGCCACCAGCCUGAUCGACUCGCUGGUGAAGAAGAACCCGGAAGAGUACAAGGGUUGCGUGAGUUUGGCCGUGUCGCGCCUUUCCCGCAUCGUGACCGCAUCGUAUACGGACUUACAGGACUACACGUACUACUUCGUGCCGGCACCGUGGCUGUCGGUGAAGCUGUUGCGCCUGCUGCAGAACUACAACCCACCGACGGAGGAUCCCGGUGUGCGGGGACGGUUGAACGAGUGCUUGGAGACGAUCCUGAACAAGGCGCAGGAACCGCCGAAGAGUAAGAAGGUGCAGCACUCGAACGCGAAGAACGCGGUCCUGUUCGAGGCGAUCAACCUGAUCAUUCACAACGACAGCGAGGCAAGCCUGCUGGUGCGGGCAUGCAACCAGCUGGGUCAGUUCCUGAGCAACCGAGAAACGAACUUGCGCUACCUGGCGCUCGAAUCUAUGUGCCAUCUAGCGACGUCCGAGUUCUCGCACGAAGCAGUCAAGAAGCACCAGGAGGUGGUGAUCUUGUCGAUGAAGAUGGAGAAGGACGUGUCGGUGCGCCAGCAGGCCGUCGAUCUGCUGUACGCGAUGUGCGAUCGCUCGAACGCGGAAGAGAUCGUGCAGGAGAUGUUGAACUACCUGGAGACGGCCGACUACUCGAUCCGCGAAGAGAUGGUACUGAAAGUGGCCAUUUUGGCGGAAAAGUACGCUACCGAUUACACCUGGUACGUGGACGUUAUACUGAACCUGAUUCGGAUCGCGGGCGACUACGUGUCGGAAGAGGUCUGGUACCGGGUGAUACAGAUCGUCAUCAAUCGCGAGGAGGUCCAGGGGUACGCGGCAAAGACCGUUUUCGAAGCCCUGCAGGCGCCGGCCUGCCACGAGAACAUGGUCAAGGUCGGUGGCUACAUUUUGGGCGAGUUUGGCAAUCUCAUUGCGGGCGAUUCCCGCUCGGCACCGAUGGUUCAGUUCAAGCUGCUCCACUCGAAGUACCAUCUCUGUUCGUCGAUGACCCGUGCCCUGCUGCUGUCGACGUACAUAAAGUUCAUUAACCUGUUCCCCGAGAUUCGUGGCACCAUCCAAGACGUGUUCCGACAGCACAGCAAUCUUCGUUCGGCGGACGCCGAGCUGCAGCAGCGCGCCAGCGAGUAUCUGCAGCUCAGCAUCGUCGCUUCGACGGACGUGUUAGCGACGGUGCUGGAAGAGAUGCCAUCGUUCCCGGAACGCGAAAGUUCCAUUCUGGCCGUGUUGAAGAAGAAAAAGCCAGGACGCGUACCGGAGAACGCAGAAAUUCGCGACAACAAGAGCCCCGUUCCAAACAGCCACAAUGCUCAUAGCAAUGCUCAAAAUAAUCACGCACCAAGUGCAAAUAACGCAAGCGCCAGUAACGAUUUGCUAGGACUGAGCACUCCGCCGGCCAACCAGUCGGGCACUUUGAUCGACGUACUGGGCGACAUCUACAGCACGACCAAUGGCAACAGCAACGUUGUUAACAAUUCCAAAAAAUUUGUCUUCAAGAACAACGGUGUGCUGUUCGAGAACGAUCUCCUGCAGAUCGGCGUGAAGAGUGAAUUCCGCCAAAACCUCGGCCGCCUGGGGUUGUACUAUGGUAACAAGACACAAACGGCACUGCAACACUUUGUGCCCACGCUGCAGUGGUCGGCCGAGGACGCGUUGAAGCUGAACGUACAGAUAAAGGCCGUCGAGCCGACGCUCGAGGCCGGUGCGCAGAUACAGCAGCUGCUGACGGCGGAAUGUAUCGAUCACUACGUCGGCGCACCGUCCAUCAUUAUUUCAUUCCGUGUCAGCGGCGGUGCCCCGCAAAAGCUGACGGUCAACCUUCCGCUGACGAUAAACAAGUUCUUCGAACCGACAGAAAUGAACGCCGAAUCGUUCUUCUCGCGAUGGAGAAACCUUGGCGGCGAGCAACAGCGAGCGCAGCGUGUCUUUAAAGCAAUGCAGCCGCUCGAUCUGCCGGGAGCGCGCAAUAAACUGACCGGCUUCGGUAUGCAGCUGCUCGACAGCAUCGACCCGAACCCGGAUAAUAUGGUUUGUGCGGGAAUCAUCCACACGCAGGCCCACAAAGUCGGGUGUCUGUUGCGCCUGGAACCGAACAAACAGGCCCAGAUGUUCCGUUUGACCAUUCGAUCGAGCUUAGAAGCGGUCACGUCAGAGAUAUGCGAACUGUUGGGCGACCAGUUCUAAGGGCGCAGUGGCUCACACAGACUAGACAUCGGAAAAUCGCACUCGAGAGGUAUAUUUAUCGAUUUGGCGUGUCGUAUCGCAGCGCGGAAUGAUACCAAAAUGAGAACUAACUAGAAGUUUAGACAGAUUGUGACAAUGAAACGCCGUUGGGACAAUGUUGGGCGCACGCCAUUGGAGCGAAUUGGUUAAACUUUCAAGACCCAUCAAACGAAUAUUUAAACGGGAUCGUGCGAGAAUCAUGACAACUAGACUUUUUUGGGCGACAAAUCCUAUGUCUCGGGCAGAGGAAUUCACUGUACGCGCGCGAACCGCAGUCGACGAAAACGGUUCGCAAACGGGACGGUGGUGGUACAACACUUGUACUCCACAAAACACUAAAGCCCCCCAGGCUUCGGUGGCACGAUGAUGUAUAAAAUAGUGAAAUUAACAUUUAUUGGCUAUACUGGCUCCGGGGUCGUCGAGCCUUCAUGUUAAAGUAAAUACUUCUUUUCUCCUGCGUUACAAGUUUAACCAGUCACAAUCGAACAAACCAUUUGGCGAGAUCCGAUUACGCGAACUAUUAAAAUACUACCGACAGCACUCAAACUACUUGAGCACUUAUGAAAGUGCACAAACUUAACGAUAGCAGC